AUGGCAGGAAUAGAUGCUGAACUUCCAAGCCAUCACUAUGCCUCUUACGACAACCCUGUGGACCUUGAACUGUCGAAUAUCAUGACCAGAGCAUCGUUUAGCCAUCAAACCUUGCACACAUUGCCUCCAUCCGUCUCUCAGCUGCAGGCGUAUCACGCACAACAACAUCAACCAGACAUCCAUCCCCUGCUCAAGCUUGAGACUCAAGGAGAUGUAUCAUUCGAGCUUCUGCACCACAGCCAAUCUCACAUCAUGCCCUGCAAUACACAGCUUCAACUGUCGGAUUUCGAUUUGGGAUCAAACUGGGCGCCUUCCGUCUGCGCAUACCCACAGCUCAUUAAUGACGGCGUUGAACACACUCCAGAUACGAGUGGUCUUCCUUUGUUCCCAUACUCAACUUAUCCCGCCUCGCUGCCUCAGCCAGCAGGCCAGUAUUUCGUCGAGGGCAACAUCCAAUGCCCUUGGUCCUCGUCACCAGAAUAUGUCAAUUGCGCACCAUCAGCGAGCGUGGAACAUGAAGAGGAUGCCUCCGAUGACAAGCCUUAUGCUCGACUCAUCUAUGAAGCUUUGAUGCAGGCACCAGGACAUAGGAUGAUGCUCAGGGAGAUUUACGAAUGGUUUCGCCAUAAUACUACAAAACCCCAGGAAUCCGGAUCAAACGGCUGGCAGAACAGCAUUCGGCACAAUCUUUCGAUGAACAAGGCAUUCGAAAAUGACAGAGACAGUGCACGCGGUAGCUCUCGAAAGGCCACCAGCGUGUGGAUCUUGACCAAAGAUGCGAUCGACAAUGGCGUUCAGUCCACCACGAGAUACCGCAAGACUGGAGCAGGGAAGAGACCGUUGGGAGGCCGAAUGCCCGCCAUCCAACGCCAGAGAGCCGGGGCACGAGGUGGACGGGCAGCACGAAAUUCAGCCAAAAGGAGACAUCAGGACCUCUCUGCGUUGACUGACCCGGCGUCCACGGCCAGUCCAUCGACCACAUCGUACUCGGACUACGGCGACUACCCAAGCUUCGACUACCACGAGUUACAACCGGCCGUGAGAAGCUGGCCAAUGACGCCAGUGGAAGACAAUCUUGCAGCCGACGAGAACAACUUGUUCAACUCGUUAUCUCCGCUGAGCAAGCUGGACCUGAAGUCGCAGAACCUCGCUUAUGGGGAGGAAAACAUGCAUGUUCAAAAUGCACUGUUGCAAUCGAUGCGAGCCCAACAUGUCGGGGACUUGGUCAGAUUUUCAUGCUGA
Cladophialophora carrionii CBS 160.54 is the source of this 1242-nucleotide messenger RNA. RefSeq lists its product as uncharacterized. Gene Ontology annotation, cellular component: nucleus. Gene Ontology annotation, molecular function: DNA-binding transcription factor activity, RNA polymerase II-specific; RNA polymerase II cis-regulatory region sequence-specific DNA binding. The transcript is spliced from 2 exons. The record is from RefSeq and is a predicted model, not a curated record. Gene Ontology annotation, biological process: regulation of transcription by RNA polymerase II. The coding region runs from base 1 to 1242 and encodes 413 amino acids. NCBI's taxonomy places the organism in Eukaryota, Fungi, Ascomycota, Eurotiomycetes, Chaetothyriales, Herpotrichiellaceae.